AAAAUACAAAUCCGACCCGAUCUGAUAUCCAGCCGAUAGUCAUAUCGAUCCUCGAUAGCAUCCUCGAUAUGGCCGUCGAAAUAAUCGACAAAAAUCAACUUCAUUUGGAUAAAUUGGUAGAGAAAGCGGAAAGUCCUCUGGAACUGACCCGAUUGGUUCCCGAAUUCAAAACGCGCAUGCGAUGCAACACCGCCGAUACGGUCACAACGCUGUACGUACCGAAAAUCAUGCAAACGUCGUCCAGCGACAACCUCAUCGACGCCAGGAACUUCGUGGAGGAGUACGAGGAGUAUCAUGAAUCAUGUUCCGAGAUACAGGAUGCAGAAUUGGCCAUAGGGCAGGUCAUGAACGAACUAAGCGUAACCGUCGAUCGCAUCAUCACCGAAAAGCAAAAGAAUAAAAAGAAAAAAGACAAAUCCGUCAAACACGGCGGCGUUAUCAGCUUGAUUCCCAUCGAAACCGAUUCGAACGCCGAGGAUGAAUCGGACAUCGUUCAGAAUGAUAAGCGGCUGCUGGAAGUGGGAGCGAUGUACAACAUCCCAAAAAAUCUGUUCCUCAGCACCGAAAUGACGGAAAUUACGGAACAGACGAUCGACGAGUUGCACAGGAACGACGAGAAUGCGGAGAACAAUCCGGAUAUGGUCGAACAGAGUGUCGUGGUGGUGAAUCUGUCGAAAGAGGGGAAGGUGGAAGAUGAUGACGAUGUGUAUAGGCCGAUCGCCGUCAGUCCCGAUGGGAGGUUCUUUAAAUAUGAAGAAGAGAUUGGACGGGGAUCUUUCAAAACUGUCUACAGAGGGUUAGAUACGCAAACGGGCGUCGCCGUAGCUUGGUGCGAGCUGCAGGAGAAGAAACUAAAUAAGGCUGAGCGGCAGAGGUUCAGAGAAGAGGCCGAGAUGUUGAAGAAACUGCAACAUCCGAACAUAGUGAGGUUUUAUAACUACUGGGAAUCGCCGGGGAUAAAGAAAAAGAACAUCGUACUAGUCACUGAACUAAUGUUGAGUGGAACACUAAAAGCGUAUUUGCGAAGAUUCAAAAAGAUCAACCCAAAAGUACUGAAAUCGUGGUGCAGGCAAAUUCUGAAAGGCCUAGCCUUCCUUCACUCCAGGUCACCACCAAUCAUACACAGGGAUUUGAAAUGUGAUAAUAUUUUUAUUACCGGAGGUACAGGGUCUGUCAAAAUUGGUGACUUGGGUUUGGCCACGUUAAAGAACAGGAGUUUUGCUAAAUCGGUAAUUGGUACUCCUGAAUUUAUGGCUCCAGAAAUGUAUGAAGAACAUUAUGAUGAGGGCGUAGAUGUUUAUGCCUUUGGAAUGUGCAUGUUGGAGAUGGCUACCAGCGAAUAUCCCUAUUCAGAGUGCACUGGACCUGCGCAGAUCUACAAAAAAGUCAUUUCGGGAAUAAAACCUGCGAGCUUUGACAAAGUCCAAAACCCGGAGGUGAAAGACGUCAUAGAGAAUUGCAUAAAACCGCGAAAAGAGGACAGGCCCAAAGUUAAGGAUUUGUUGAAUCACGCCUUUUUCGAAGAAGACGUCGGAUUGAAGGUCGAGGUCGUCUCACAAGAAAGCAAAAAAAUUGUCUUUCGUUUGCGUGUCAUCGAUCCCAAAAAGAGAACCCACAAACACAAGGAAAACGAAGCCAUACAAUUCGAGUUCGAUAUGGAAAUGGAUAGGUGCAAUACUGUAGCAGAAGAAAUGGCAAAAUCUGGAAUCAUAUUCGAGGAUGACGCCAAGACAGUAGCACAACUCUUGAAAACGCAGAUCACCCAAAUAACUAAGGACAGAGAGAAAAAGACAAAGGAGGAGGAAGCACUAGCUCAACAACUGCAGUAUCAACAGUACAUUCAACAGCAAGUUGAACAGCAGAUAUCUCAGCAGCAGCAGCAACAACAACAGCAGCAGCAACAACAACAGCAGCAACAACAACAACAACAACAGCAGCAGCAAGCUCAAUCUGCAGUUUCCCAACAGGCCCAACCUCAACAACAAUCGCAACCGCAAUCUCAAACAUUAACUGGCUAUCCUCAGACGCAGCAAACUCCCCAAUACACUCAACAACAAUCGUACCAACAGCAAAAUUAUCAACAAGGACAGCAAGUUAUUCAGUCUAACGAGCAACAAAUUCAAUACCAACAAGAUCAGCAGUACCAACAGCAACCUCAACAACAUACUAUAGAACAACAACAAGUGCAACAGCAGGAACAGGCUAUGCAAAGCCAGUAUCUCCAACAGCAGACUCAGCCACCAGACAGUUCUGUAAUAUACACCCAACAGCACUCUGUUAUACAGGAUCAACAACAGGCUGCUUACCAACAGAAGCAAGUACCACAAGAAGGUCACCAAAAUGCGCCUGUAAUGCAAAGGCAAACUUCCGUGGAACCAGUUCAGCAACAACCUAUUAUUCACAAACAACCAGCUCCUACUCAUUUCGUACAACAAAACUUCAUAGAGGGGCAACCACAGCAAGCUGAAUACCUACAGAUACAGUCUCAACAGCAACAUCAAGAUCCUCAACAUAAAGUUUCUAGCGUUUCACAACCUGAAAACCUGCACAGUGCUCCACAACCACACGAACAUAGAUUAAGUGUCGAUAGCCAGCUAGAUGCAGUACAGGAUCAACAAUCGCUUGGAAAUUUUCAACAACAGAAUUUUCAACAACAGCCUACCUAUGCUCAAGUGGUACAACAUCAGCCGCCUGUUCAAAAUUAUCCGCCUCAACAGCAAGGUUAUCAACAACAACCUUCUGCAACAAUGACUAAUUACCCUCCUCCACACAGUUAUCCGUCUCAAGACAGCCAGAAUUAUCAACAACAAAACUUCCAACAACCACAGCAACAAAAUUAUUCACAGAGCCAGCAACCUGAACAAGUUUUGCAUAUCAUCCAAGGGAGUCAACCAUUUGUGGCACAACAACAAACUUAUCCACAACAAAGUCAACAACCUCCUCAGCCUACUUAUCCACAGCCUGCACAAGCUAAUUUCGCAGCUCCACAGACUACUUACCAACAAAAUUAUACCCAACAAUCUGGGAAUAGUUACCCUACUCAACAGCCACCACCUCAGACAACUUAUCCUCCGCAGCAACAGGUUAAUUAUCCCCAACAGACUCAGCAACAGAACUUUCAAGGUCAACAGAUUCAACAAAAUGAGCAGCCACAAGUUUACCAGCAGCAGCCGCCACAACAGCAAUUUGUACCUCCUCAAAAUAUCGACCCUAGUCAACAGUACAUGCAACAGAACGUCGAUCCAAACCAUCAGUAUAUGCCACAACAGAGUAUUGAUCCUAGUCAACAGCAAUACAUUCAGAAACAACUAGAACCAAAUCAGCAAUAUAUUCCUCAAAGUAUUGACCAACCGCAGCAAGUGCAGUCGGUCGAGCAACCUCAGCAGUAUGUUCAGCAGCAGUCCACUCAACCGGUCGAGCUGAACGUCGGCACCCCUCCGAUCAAUUUGGUGGAGCUGCAACAGAAGUUGGCUCAGCAACACCUGCAGCCCUCCAAAGAGCAGCACAGGGCUUCGACGGCCUCUCUUCCUCCUAUGCCCACAUUUGACCAGCAACAGCCCGAUCAUAGGAGGUUGUCAACGAUAUCUCAGCCCGCUUUGAUGCAGGAGUACGUGCAGAGCCAACAACAGAUGGUAGAUUCGCAUUUGAAAACAGCCCAGGUUCUACCACAGAAGCUCCAAGAAUCUCAAUCCUUAUCUGCAGAAAACGCAAGUGGCGCUAUCCCACCUUAUCCCCCAUUGGAAACCAUCCGCUCUGGCGAAGCGCUUAGCCAUAAUUCGCAGGAAAUCAGCCAUACUCCAGUCAUAACAGACGAUUCUCUAGACCAACAAAGAGACGAUUCCAGUGGACAGACAUUCGUAAAGUCGAUUUACGCCGAUCCCGCUCCAGUCCAAGACGAUUUCCAAGGCAUCAAAACUUCCCUAACGGAAAACAUCUACCAGAACUUUCGCUGUCGCGAAAGCCUCAACUCUAGCGGUACUGUAUCGCGUAAGACUAGUACUGCUUCAGAAUACACUCCCGAACACACUUACAUAAUCAAUAAGCCUCCCACUCAUCUCGAGCAAACUAACGUUAGUUAUGUAACUGAAAGUGUCCCCCUAGAAAUGUCUAGUGUUCCUGUAGACUUAGGAACUAAAACCUUAACAGGUAGUCCGCCUAGAAGUUCUCUUUCUGAUAAUACUGAUCACACUGACGCUUUCAAAGCUGAACUAAACAAUAGCUUGCUGCAGAAGGACGCUCCUAAAUUUACACCCGUGCCUGGGCAAAAGGUUAAUUUGAAAGUGUUUGUCAUGUCUGUAGAUCAGAAUUCAGAUGCUAAAAUUGAAGAAUGUUUGCCCAUGGCUGAGACUCCCAAAGAAAGAAUCAUUGAAGUGAAACUCGAAGAUGAUAGGGUCGAAAAAUCAUCCUCUCAAGAGAUGGAAAUCACUAGCGAGAAACUACACGAACCGGCUUUAAGGGUACCGCAAAGAAAAAUCUCUAGAUUUUUGGUGAGCCCCGUAUUAUCGGGACAAUUAAAUCUUCCUAAGGAUAAAGAUUUCGGCCCUGAUAAUACUCCACCGAAUAUUCCUGAGAGUAUGCAUCAAAUAGAGAAACAUACAGAAAUCCCUCCUCAUCAACACACUGAAGUAAAAUCAGUCAUUCCUACGAAUGUAAUUGCUUCUUCAGAACCUUUAAGAAAGAAUUCUGCUCCACUGGAACAUACACGAAUGGAGCUAGAAAAACCAGAACCUAAAAUGAGCGUAUGUUCUUUAAAAGAAGAAAGCACUUGUGGUAAAGAAGAACCAGUUCAAAUCGGCCCCGAACACAUAAACACUUUGGAGCAAUUAAAAAUUAGUUUGGAUAAUUUAAAACACAGUAGUCAUCCUAAAAAAGAUUCAGGAGAAUCCGAUUCAAAGAAAGUUUCUUCUGGUAUCGAUGUAAGUGUAAAAUCAUCAGCUGUAGCGCCUCAACCGUCUCCAUCUCAGUUUAUAUCUCAGACAGGACCCGCUCAAUCUCAGGGAACUGUACAACCGGCACAGCAAAAUUAUCCUCAAAAUGUUAUAUCUUCACCACCGUCUCAACCUCAAAAUCAACAUCAACAACAAUUACCACCAUCUAAUCAACAAAUACCGCAAACCCAAUCAACUUUACCUCAGUCGCAACCCCAACAACUCACACAAGCUCCACCACAGUCGGUGCCACAAACUCAAAACUUGCCUCCGACUCAACAAAUACCUCAAAGUCACCAACCAGUGCCACAAACUCAGCAUCAACCUGUGCAAGUGCCAUCUCAACAGCCGUUGCUUCAACCGUCGCAGCAACAAUAUACUCAAAAUCAACAGCAAUUGCCUUCUCAACCGCAGCAAACAUUGCCUGCACAACCUACGCAGCAAUUACAGACUCAACAACAGUUGCCGUCUCAGCACCAACAGAUGUCAAGUCAGCAACACCAGUUGCCGACUCAGCAGCAACAGAUACCGACUCAGCAACACCAGUUGCCAAGUCAACAGCAACAGAUACCGACUCAACAGCCACAGCAGCAAGUGACUUCUCAGCAGCAGCAGCAGCAGCAGCAGCAACAGUUUACGCAACAGCAACAAUUGUCGCAGCAACAAAUGUUACCGCCUUCGCAUCAGCAGCAUGUACCCCAGCACCAAUUGCCUCAACAACAGCCUCAUGUAACUUCACAGCAACCGGUGAUACCGCAACAGAUGCCACAACAAAAACAUCAAUUGCCGCAACAACAGCAGCCACAGUUGUUGCAACAACAUCAACCACAGUCACAGUUGCCCCUGCAGCCUCCGUUAUCUCAACAGCAGCCUCCGUUAUCACAAUCGCAGCCUCCUUUGCCACAGCAACAACCUCCUUUGCCACAGCAGCAGCCUCAGAUGCCACAGCAACAGCCUCAGAUGCCACAGAAGCAGUCUCAGAUGCCACAGCAGCAGUCUCAGAUGCCACAGCAGCAACCUCAGAUGCCACAGCAGCAGCCUCAGAUGCCACAGCAGCAGCAGCAGCCGCCUCAGAUGUCACAGCAGCAGCAGCCGCCUCAGAUGUCACAGCAGCAGCCUCAGAUGUCACAGCAGCAGCCUCAGUUGGUCCAACACCAACCUCAUUUGACGCAAACGCAGCCUACGUUGCCACAACAACAUGUACCGCAGCAGACACAAUUAGUACAUCAGCAACAAUUACCUCAGCAACAACCUGUAAUAGCACAAACACAAUCUGUGCCGCCACCUCAACAGUAUCAACAGCAACAGCAUUUACCGCAGACUCAGCAGCCGUUGCCGCAAACUCAGUUACCACCUUUGAACACCAAUCAGCCCCAACCUUCUAUUGUAACCAGUAUCGCUAAUUCGAUACCCCAACAAAAUUACGUACACGUGUCAUUACCGCAGCAGUACGUGAGUACUCCCACGCAUCCUAUGAACAUAACCAGUGCUUCCUUGUCGCAUCAAACUCAACUUGUGAUGAGCGGUUCGAUUCCAAGUCAGCCAAUAUCUGUGCCAUUGUCGCAGCCGUUGUCGAGUAGUGUGCCACAACAUGAUGUUCCGAUGUCUUGUCCUCAAUCUCAUAUGAUAGCUACCAGUGUAAACACAACUAUUCCUCCUAUGACUAGUCAACCAGCCAUGCUUCCACCUGAAAUAACACAGCAACCUAUCCAAACUGUUCCUCAAACCUACCAACAGCCAUCAGUCGCACCUAUUUCCCAACAGCAUAUCGUCGCAAGCCAACAACCGGCCAAAUCGCAAACAAUGCCAAGUUCACAAGGAGUACCGACCACUCAACAAAUGGUUAUGAACAUUAGUCAACCCAUUGAUAUGCAAGCCGUCUAUCAACAACCUGUGUAUGCCGCACAUCAGAUGUCUACUUCUGUUUCCGUGCAGAAUUUUUCUGCGCAACAAUCACACGGCGGAUUCCAGCAUUCGAUGUCCGUUGACGAUACUCUGCAGAAUUAUGCCGCAGUUAAAAAAGUACCGGAGAAUCUCAAUCAGAUAUUAGAGAGUUCCAAUAAAGCUAGUCAAGCUUCGACGCCCCAAAACGACGUCAAAUACGAUGCUCAGCUUCAGAGUUUACAACACAAGUUAUCCGCUAUUCCCACAGCUAGAACGUCUCAAUCAAAUACUGCGCCAUCUAGUCCCCAACUGAUAAUCGCUUCGCCAGAGUUUCCGCAAGAAAACGCGCCUACUAAUGCAAUUGUUAAUUUAAGCAAACUACAAUUAGAUUCGACUAGCGGUCCUAGCAGCGGAACAACAACUUCAGACAUUCUCUCGCCAAUAAUAGAACCAGAAAAUUCCACGUUCGCCACCGCUGUUCCCGAAGAUCCGCUUAUAGAAUUGAAUAACAAGUUAAAGCAGAUUAACUCUAGGUCCGACAAUAUCGAGAAAAAGGAAUCGGUUGUUGCGGAGCAACAACAUGAAUUUAAGGGAGACAGUAACAUCGUUAACGCUAACGUAAAGCAAGAAGUAACGGGCGGAACACCGGUCGAUGGAACUAACGUUAACGUUGGUAACCAGCCUCCGACCGGUGGCGAUACAGCCCAACCGACGAGAGAAAGAAGAGUCUCUCGCUUCCAGGUUAGCCUCGUUUCCGAGCAAGCAGAUAAGAGUAAAGGUGAAACUUCCGAAUAUGGUAGAAAGGAUAGCACAAUUUCAACAGAAUCGGAAACUAGACGAGAAGCUGACUUCGCUACAGUUAUUAAUACCACUUUCGAUUCCUUAAAAACCACUUUAGUUAAAUCUUGGCCUACAGGCAGUGCAGAAGAAGUGCACUCAGAAGAAGAGGAACAGGUAUCUAAUAUAAAA
This is a messenger RNA of Psylliodes chrysocephalus, 7781 nucleotides long. The record is from the annotation of a GenBank genome assembly. Lineage: Eukaryota; Metazoa; Arthropoda; Insecta; Coleoptera; Chrysomelidae.